This is a messenger RNA of Alosa sapidissima (American shad), 944 nucleotides long. It is a transcript of the gene ptges3l, whose product is annotated as prostaglandin E synthase 3 like. The transcript is spliced from 7 exons. NCBI's taxonomy places the organism in Eukaryota, Metazoa, Chordata, Actinopteri, Clupeiformes, Clupeidae. Gene Ontology annotation, molecular function: protein-folding chaperone binding; Hsp90 protein binding. Bases 160 to 627 code for a protein of 155 amino acids. Gene Ontology annotation, biological process: chaperone-mediated protein complex assembly; protein folding. The record is from RefSeq and is a predicted model, not a curated record. Gene Ontology annotation, cellular component: nucleus; cytosol.
CCACUCUGGGACAGUCUCACGCUGUUAGGAUCUUUCUUUGACCAGUCUUCUUUUACUAGAGACCGGGUCAGUGUAACACGGUAGUCUAGACCUACAUUAUAAAUAAAGUAAAUAAGUGUUUACAUAAAUUUAUUCUGGGUUCACAGACAGGUCAUCAGCAUGCCCAAAAUCAAGAGACCAGAGGAUGGCAUUCCCGCUAAGUGUGUGUGGUUUGACCGUAAGAAAUACGUCAUAGUAAACUUCAGCAUUCAGCAGCCACGAGAUAUUCAGUGUGAGAUCACAGAUGACUAUGUAAUCCUAUGUUGUAAAGAUGUGGAUGACAACAUCAUUUACAACGAAAUUCAUUUUUAUGACAAAGUCAUGAGACAUGACUCCAGAGAGAGGCCGUAUGAUCGCACAGUCAACCUGCUGCUAAGGAAGCAAACACCGGAUAAGGCAUGGCCAAGGCUCACCAAAGACACCGCCAGGCCCAGCUGGAUGGCAGUAGAUUUUGACAACUGGAGAGAUUGGGAGAAUGAAGAAGAUGAUGGCAGGGAAGAGUUUGAGUACUACGCAGAAAUGAUGCAAGAUCUACAGAAAAAAGGGGCGCCACCUUCAAUGGAUGACCUUGACUUUGAUGAUGACUGACUCUGGGUCUGAUAAAUGAUCACCAAAAAUGUCAUUGGCUUCCUCUUAAAACCCAGUGAGACUGCAAAACAAUCUAAAUCAGUACACCUAUCAAACAGAUAAAUUUGAAUGAUAUUUCCCUAUUCUUGCUUUUGUGUUACUGAUGAACUGAAGCAUCAUUUUCUACCUGUUCGUCUUUCGUUUGCCAAAGUGUUUUGGCUGAAAUUGACUAACUUGUGAUGUGUGCUGUUUCUUCUUAUUACUGUAAUGUGCUAUUUAAGACAAUUUUAUUUGAUAAAAUCUUGUAAAUAAACUUUCUUUUGUUUUCUGUUACAUAA